Molecule: messenger RNA, 3015 nt
Organism: Chara braunii
Lineage: Eukaryota; Viridiplantae; Streptophyta; Charophyceae; Charales; Characeae
Source: the annotation of a GenBank genome assembly
GUGCACUCGGCCCAGAGUAGCAGCAGGAGUAGCAUUUUUGUGCACCGCUCGCCUACCUUGGUCCUUCGGACGCCGUCGAGGUGUCUGUCAGAGAGGAUCGGGAAGGGAAGGGGAAAGGGAAAAGCAGCGAGGGAAGUAAGGGGGGAAAUACUUAGGUCGGGGAUUUCCUCUUUGCGGCUCUCUUUCUCGCGCAGCAGCCGUAGCGUGGGUUGAGUCAGGCGGUUCGCCAGCCAAACAGCCAGUCGCCAUGGCGUUCCAGAAGGUAACGAAGACGCGCGCGUAUUUCCGGAGGUAUCAAGUCAAGUACAGGCGCCGCCGACAGGGGAAGACUGACUACCACUCGAGAAUACGUCUCGUCUGCCAGGACAAGAACAAGUACAAUACGCCCAAGUACCGCUUGGCGGUCCGAUUUACAAACAAGGACUGCACUUGUCAAGUCAUUUAUGCGACGAUUGCGGGAGAUAUCGUUGUUGCCGCUGCGUACUCGCAUGAGCUCCCGCGGUACGGCUUGAAGGUCGGCCUUACCAAUUACGCUGCUGCUUAUUGUACCGGACUCUUGUUGGCACGGCGGCUUUUGAACAAGUAUGAGAUGGACGAGAUGUAUCCAGGCAACAACGACGGGAAUGUGGGAGAAGAUUUCAACGUCAGCGCGGAAGACGAGAGGCGCCCAUUCCGUGCUUUGUUGGACAUCGGCCUUGUCAGGACCACCACCGGAAACCGUUGUUUCGGUGCCUUGAAGGGUGCUCUCGAUGGCGGUCUUGACAUUCCCCACAGCGAGAAGCGUUUCGCUGGUUAUAACAAGGAGGACAAGUCCUUGGAUGCAGAGAAGCAUCGCCGGUAUAUUUUCGGUCAGCACGUAGCUGAGUACAUGAAGAACCUCCGUGAAGAGCAGCCGGAGAAGUAUGCCGCUCAUUUCUCCCACUACAUCAAGGAGGGUAUUGAGCCAGAGAAGAUGGAAGCGAUGUACAAGAGCGUGCACGAUGCCAUCCGGGCGGAUCCUGCAGCGAAGCUGACCGUCAAGAAGAAGCCGGCCAAGAUUACCACCUGGAAACCACGCAAGCUCACGCACGCCGAGAAGAAGGCGAGAUUGGUGGAAAGGCUGAAGGCUCUUCAGCAGGACGAUGAAGACGACGAGGAGGAGGAAGAGGACGAAGAGUAGAGAUCGGGCGAUGACGUCUGCGGGUGGAGGCUUCUGCGGGUGCCUUGAGGAUAGCAUGCUGGGUCGGAAAUGGUCGAGGUCUUUGACUUUUUUGAGUUGAGCGAGGUCGUAUUUCAUCAUGCGCGUUGAGCGCUUGCUGUGGCAGGGUUUCUGAAGAGAGGCUUGUACUUGAGGAGAUCAUCUUGCGAUUUGUUUUGUUUUAUUUCAAAUCGAAACAUUCGAGACCGGAAUUUUUUCUCUCGCCUGCAAUUUUGGUACAUGCCAUGGUUUUGAUUGCCUUCUUUUCUCCUUCUCUGCCUCUACUAUGGUUUACAUGGCAAUUCUGUUUGACGAUAUAUCUAUCAUCUCCGACGAAACAAUUCGUCACAGCCCCUUGUUUGUUUGUUGUCCUCUUCUCCUCUCUGUCUAGUACGGUUUACCGUCCACAGCUCUGUUUGCCUAUAUAUAUAUAUAUUCAAACAGUGCUGCCCGCUAGUAGGCAUAUCUACGUGUAUAUCCAUAGUAUCCAAACUCCAAUGUUGUGCCUUGGGAUUGAUGUAAGGCUCUGUCUGCGGCUGACCAUCCCGCUCUCUCACUCUGUUUUGGUCUUCCUUCAUUUUCCUUCUUGCCACGGGGCUGGGCUCCUAAAUCUCUCGCCUUCUCGUUCCUCUUUUGGUCUUCUUGCACUUCUCCUUGCGACCCUACGGGUACCCCCCCGUAAGCGGCUAGGAAGACUGUUGGGGCGGGGAGCCACGUUCUGUCCUGGUUGACUCACAGGAUCCGUACUUGCUGCCGACGAUGGAUGGAAGUGCACGCUCCCAUCUGCCGGGCAGAAGGUUGAACGGCUGCUCACCGGUCAGAAUCGGCUGGAAGCGGGCGGAGGGAGGUGAGUAGGGGGCGGAGGGGGUGCGCAAGGGGCGGAGCGGAGGGGGGUGAGUAGGCGGCGGAGGGGGGUGAGUAGGGGGCGAGCGUUUCAACACAGUUGCGAAAGCAGGGCUAAAUUUAUUAGAUAAUUGUCUGGUGUGCAGGUGGAAGUUUAUGAGAGGGGGAGUGAAAAUUAAACGACCAGUACCCACUGGUUUGUGUUGCCGUUAACGCUGUAGCCUCUUUGGUCUGCCCCUUGGGUCCAUAUCAAUUCGAUCCCGGGGGGUACGGAAAAUGCGGUAGGUACUGGUGGUUUAAUAUCUGAGAGUCGGGGCUUAGUUUUUUGACGAAGGGUUUUGACCCGAAUGCUUGGGCAUUACAUCUGUUUUUGGUGCUGCAACUGUCAGCUUAGAGACCUUGAUAAUGACCCCGGGAGGUUUAUUCAGGUGAAUGAACACGGCUGCAUAAAGCACUGAUAGAAGAAGAUUGAAAACACAUGUUGUGCAAAGGAGAGAAGGAAUAACGGAAGGAACUCGUUUCCUGAGCAGCUUUGUCCAAGACGGAGUUCGUGAAGAAGUGACUGCUCAAGUCGAAUUCUCAAAUUACGAAAACAAUUCAAAACUUGAAAAUUGAGUAGUGAUUUAGCCAAAUACGAUGCGGACGCUGUUUUUGCAGAUGUGGUUAUUAAGGAAUGUUUAAACACAAGUAUGCACCCGCCGCAUUUCGAUCAUAGAGGGAGAAGUCCCUCCGUCCGACCAUAGAGGGAGAAGUCCCUCCACCUCCUUCGACUGGUACUGUAAUUCCUACGCUGUAUUUUCUGUCAUCUCUCUCUGAUAGCUUCAGAAUUUCCCUCGUAGUAUUAACGGCACGGAAUUGCCCGUCCAGGGCAAUUCGAAAUUCCUACCCCCUCCCCUGUCGAAGUCUCUUUCGCCACACCCACAAAGACGCGGACAGGGGAGGGGGUAGGAAUUUCGAUGCACGGGGACGUAGAUAAAUAAAAUUUGCUGAAUUUA